Molecule: messenger RNA, 2365 nt
Organism: Poeciliopsis prolifica (blackstripe livebearer)
Lineage: Eukaryota; Metazoa; Chordata; Actinopteri; Cyprinodontiformes; Poeciliidae
Product: sodium channel subunit beta-1-like
Exons: 6
Coding region: 67-1059 (330 amino acids)
Biological process (GO): cardiac muscle cell action potential involved in contraction; regulation of heart rate by cardiac conduction; sodium ion transport
Cellular component (GO): voltage-gated sodium channel complex
Molecular function (GO): sodium channel regulator activity
Source: RefSeq, a predicted model, not a curated record
CUGCAGCACGACUGCAGCACAACUGCAGCACCACUGCAGCCCGUCUGCAGCACGUCCGCCUGCUGGAUGGUGGGAUGCAAGCCGCUCACCUUUGACCAUCAGGGGUUUUGGAGAGAAUAUCAGAUUUUUCUGUGGAGGAAGCAGAGAAAUGUGAAAGUGAAAGCAGGUGAAACCAGAAACCCGACUCUGCUUCCAUUUAUUCAUUUGGACCGGCCGUCCUCCAUCAGGUCCUCGGCCCCUCCCCUCGGUGGCAGUGGACACUCCCCUCUUCAUCAGGAGGAGAGGAAGAGGAGGGCAGACCACACCCAGAGUCCCAGCAGCUCCGUCCUGCUCUUUCUGGCUGCAGAAGGUUCGGACGUGUCGGCGCUGGCGGCUGCGUGUGUUUGGUGCCUGAACGGAUCCGGGAUGCUGCUGCUGCUGCCUCUGACCCUGCUGGCUCUUCAAGCCGGCCUGAGCCGCGGCGCCUGCGUGGAGGUGGACUCGGACACGGAGGCCGUGGCCAACAAUGGCUUCAAACUGGGCUGCAUCUCCUGCAAGAUGAGAGCCGAGGUUCGGGCCAAAGCCGUCGUCACCUGGUACUUCAAGGGCUCCGACGACGACAGCUUCUCUCUGCUGUAUGAGUAUGAAGACAAGAGGGGAGAGAUUUUGGACCCGCGUUUCGAGGAGCGUCUGGACUGGAACGGCAGCAAAAGCACAGAGGACCUGCAGGACGGCUCCAUCUACAUCCUGAACGUGACUUUCAACGACACGGGAACCUACAACUGCACCUUCAGGAGAACCCUGAUGUACACCAACUAUCAGCACGAGAACAGCACCACCAAGAUGAUCCACCUGCACGUGGUUCCAAACCUGACCAGAGGCCUGGCGUCCAUCUUGUCCGAGGUCAUGAUGUACGUCUCCAUCGUCGGGCUGCAGCUGUGGCUGCUGGUGGAGAUGAUCUACUGCUACAGGAAGAUCUCAGCGGCCGGAGAGGAGGCGCUGAGGGAGACCGAGGCCGAGUAUUUAGCCGUGGCUUCAGAGAGUAAAGAAAACUGCGGCGCCGUCCAGGAGGCAGAGUGACGCGGUUGAUGGAGAGAACAAGGCGACGUCCCUGAGGAACUCCGCCUCCCUCUCGUCUCUCUGGUGAUGGGAUGAUGGAAGCGGCGUCUGUAAAUACGCUUCACCUCCAGACCGCCUCCCUCUGCAUGCAGACCGACAGCCAGUCCCUCCUCCUCAGGUCUCACUGUUUGCUUUUAAAGGUGACAUUUUAAAAACGGAAUCAAAUUAGUUUUUUAAAAGUCCUUUACGAACCGCAGCUGCUCACUGCCAACUGUUAAAGCAGCUGAAGUUUUUCCCCGUUUGGAUUUUUUCUUCCAAAACCUGCAGAGAAAGAAAACAAAAUAUUCAUCAGUUAUGUAUCAAAACAAAACUGGAGUCGUGUUUCACCCUCUGCAUGUUGUUUAAUCGGACUGCAGCGCCACCCAGUGGACCCAAAGAGAAACGACGCGUUCAGAUGGUUUAUUUAUCCCAUAUAUCAAUGAAUGAAGAUCUAGAGCAGGGAGACAACAUCCAGUCCUGCAACCUUUAGAUGAGUCUCUGCUGCACCUGAAUAGAAUAAUGAGGUCAUUAAGGCUCUGGAGAACCAGGAGGAGGGAAUGAAGCCGUUUCAUUCCUGUUUGGAUCUGUGGCUCAUCUAAAAGCUGCAGGACAGCUGGAGGACUGGAGUUUGACAUCCUGGUCUGAAUAUUCUGGAGUACCAAACUCUGGACAGUCUGCCAGUGACCUGCAUCAUUACAGCUGAAACAUUUUAACUAUGCAUGUUUCCUAACCUGGAGGAAAACGGGCCGAUGUGGGAUCUGCUGCUCCGGCACCGAGGAGAAGAAGCCAGGAAGAGUUUAACGGCCAGCAGAAUCAGGUCUUCCUUCAAAUUAGGCUUAAAAUGGUCUCUUUAAAAGGUGCUUUGCCCAGUAAAAAGUCGACAUAUUUGGACAGUUUUUAGUCCUUUUUCGGUUGCAUGACUCCAGAAGUGCUUUAAGAAGUGAACCGAUUUCUGCCUUCCAGCGAUUAUAAUCCGUUCCAGUAAAAUAACUCAAAGCUCCAGCUGAAGCCUCGCACUGUCUGAAAGAACCAAAACCCUGCAGAUCUUUUGCAGAGCGACAAUCGGACCCAGAAACGCAGAAAGCAGGAAGUUUCGGCGCUGAGCCGAGAAGGAAGCUGCAGCUCAAAGCGAGACAGAACCUGCAGGCUCUCUGAGCUCCAGUGAACAGAACCGGGCUGGACAGAACCGGUUCCGCUUCCGGUUCUGGAAACAAGAAAACCGCAGACUGGCUGCAUGUGUUGCCCUGGAAACGUCAGUCCCAACAAUAAAAACGUAAAUAAAAGUUUC